This is a messenger RNA of Halichondria panicea, 1364 nucleotides long. RefSeq lists its product as uncharacterized. Gene Ontology annotation, molecular function: nucleic acid binding; exonuclease activity. The record is from RefSeq and is a predicted model, not a curated record. NCBI's taxonomy places the organism in Eukaryota, Metazoa, Porifera, Demospongiae, Suberitida, Halichondriidae. The transcript is spliced from 2 exons. The coding region runs from base 505 to 1161 and encodes 218 amino acids. Gene Ontology annotation, cellular component: nucleus.
AUCAUGUCUAAACCUUGAUGGUUUUGGUCUGCUUUGGGGGAGGGGGGCUCACCCUGGGUAUUGUGUAGUAACUUGCCUAUGUAGCACAGACUCUGAGUUUGAAGGCCUCCGUCCCUUUGUUUGCUGGUUGACCAAUGCCUACACAAUAAUUAUCAUGUAUAUAUAUGCCACGUCUAUGGAGCCUAAAUGCAUGUAGGUAACCACUAACUGUACACUUUGAAGGUAUUUGUAUGGAGCUCACAUAAUGUGCUCCGUCAUUGCAUGCAAGUACAAAGGAAAGUAUGAAUAUCUGAAUGUUAAGUCACGUUGAGGCAUCAAAGAGUGUAGAUAGUACAUGUGCCUUGAUUCGAAUUCGUACAUAACGAGAUUCAAGCUUUAUUGGUAUCUCGUGAAUAUAGUGUACAUGUAGGUCUGAGAAAAAGUGGUUCCAAGAACCAAAACCAAAGUAGUGCGUAUUUAAGUUGUAGCAUGCAUGCACUCAGUGGAUAGUAUCAAACUAGUAUAAUGGCUGCUCAAUCUGAUCAACGUUACAUAGCUUUAGACGUGAAGUGUGUGGCCACUGGAGUGCGCCAUGAUGCUAAAUCUAGAGCUGUGUGUUUUGUUGCUGUGAUCGAUUAUGGUGAAAAUAUUCUUCUCCAAAAAGCUGUCAAGCCUGAAGCUCCAAUAGUUAGCUACCUCACCCCACUAUCGGGAGUUAGGGAAGGUGAUCUAGAUGGAGCCGAGAGCACAGAGGUGGUCAUUGCUCAAGUUAAGGCUUUGCUUGGCCCUGAUGUCAUUCUCGUUGGUCAAGGUCUGGUCAAAGACAUUGAAUGGCUUUGUCUUGAGGAGGGCAGAGAUUACGGUGGCAUUGAGGAGCUUGCAGAUAUGUUUAAGACAUACAAUUCUCGCUAUGAAAAUUACACUUUCCACUCUCUUCGUCAUGAGGCUAAUACUCUUUUGUCAGAAGGUUUUCUAUCGAUGGGUUGUAAUCCUGUAAAAGAAGCAAUUGCGAGUGUGAGGCUUUUCAAGCUUUACCAUGGAAACACUGUCUUGCUUGAAGAGGCAAAAAGGAAACUUGCAAGCACUCGUUUUGAGCCGUCAUUUGCCAAGAGGAAUAACAGUUUAUAUGAAGGAGUCUGUAUGGGUGGCAGGAGGUGUACUUGUGGAGCCCCAAGGUUUUAACUUUCCACGCACAGUGAAACUUUACAUUUGCUGUGUAAUACUGUGUAAUACUGUAUUAAUUUUAAUGACUACAUACAUAGUCUGUAGGACAUAAUUAUGUUGUCACUUACCAUGCAGUUUGCGUUGUUGUAUGUUAUAGUCCUAUAUAAUUAUUUAUGCUUGUAACACAUGCAGCGCUAUACAAUGAGUAACUAAUUCUUGAC